Molecule: messenger RNA, 2970 nt
Organism: Cotesia congregata
Lineage: Eukaryota; Metazoa; Arthropoda; Insecta; Hymenoptera; Braconidae
Source: the annotation of a GenBank genome assembly
AUGUGUUACAGUAGACGUAGUCGUUCUUCAUCAGACUGCGAAUCAAGCGUGGUCGGCGUAUCAGAGCAGUACGGGACGGCAGUAGGCCGUGAGUCAACAGAGGAAGAGGGUAAUCAUCAUCACCAACAGCAUCACGAAAACCAGGUUGACCCUGAGGACCCAGAAGAAGCUUCAAAACGUGUCGCUGCCGUUCAGGUUCAAGUCCAGGGCAUGGAGGGCGACUGGAGGGCGUACUGCGAGCAUCCGCUUUCAGUAGCUACCGCGGCCAUGCUCAACCUCCAGCAGCAGCACCAAGUCUCAGCGGUUUCUGGACACCCUGACGAGCAGAAUGUUCCCUACGUCUACGAGUACUACAAGUUGCCCGAGAAGUCUUCUGAGGUUAAAUUACCGCCGACUCACGAGUUAUGGUCAACCGGAGUUAUGGGUCAGAAACUCCUUGUCGAGAGCGCCGGCUCUCGAUUAGAGAAUUCGGAGAACGGAAGCGGUGAACUCCACCAUUUUCUGCAUCAAUAUAAUCAGCAAUCACCGAGUCCAAAUCAAAAUCUCCAGGGAAACAUCCCUUUGCCCCUCAGCCCUCAAUCUUUGAGACACGACGGUUCUUCGGGAAUCGGUAUCAAAAGAGAACCUGAGGACCUGAGUUCUUCACGUGGUGCUCAGCAGUCUAAACGGCACAAACAGGCUCAGCCGGAUAGUCCUACGCCCCCGGGAAUGUAUCAUCAUCAUCAGCAGCAGCAGCAGCAGCAGCAGCAACAACAGCAACAACAGCAACAGCAUCAAUUACAGGUCCAACAGUACGGAAGCCCCUACGAUCCAUACUCAGCGUGCAGUCCGCGGCUAUCAACCUACAACUCCGGUUCAAAUGCCAGCGGAAGUGCGACGCCAGGUCUUCACCAAGGGGAAGGGAACACCGUCUACGUAACCAGCGAAGCUCUUCCACCUCUAGCGUCCUCAAGUUCAGCCGCACUUUCCACGACAACGACGUCCUAUACCAGGUACGAGGUGGUGCCCAGUUCGUACACCACCCACGCAAUAAGGUCCUCGUCCAGCAGCAGCAAGGUCCUCACCGUAGACCUUCCAAGUCCCGAUUCUGGGAUUGGGGCUGACGCAGUAACUCCAAGACAGGACCACCAUCCUCCGACAGCUUUGCACCAGUCCUCAUUCGACUACACUGAGCUGUGUCCCAGCAAUAACAAUAAUGCAACGACAGUGGUCCUUGAAAGUGGAGCUGUUGUUCAUCAUCAACCUCUCCAGCUUCAAUUACAACAGUCUCACAAUCAGAGCCAGGUCCAGCGGGGACUGGUGAAUCCUUCAGCUUCAGCUUCACCAUCUACUACUCCAAAUCCUCCUAGAUCCAGACCUUGGCACGACUUUGGGCGCCAGAAUGACGCAGAUAAAAUUCAGAUACCAAAAAUUUAUUCAGCGUAUGGGUUCAAGUAUCAUCUGGAAUCACCGAUAAGCACGUCACAGCGACGGGAAGAUGACAGAAUAACGUAUAUUAAUAAGGGUCAAUUUUACGGAAUCACUUUAGAUUAUGUUCCCGAUCCAGACAAACCACUUUUGAAAACCGGACAAACUGUUAAGAGUGUUGUAAUGUUAAUGUUCCGUGAAGAAAAAAGCCCAGAAGACGAAAUAAAAGCUUGGCAAUUUUGGCACGGUCGGCAGCAUUCAGUGAAGCAACGGAUUCUUGAUGCGGACACGAAAAAUAGCGUUGGAUUGGUUGGCUGUAUCGAAGAAGUUGCUCAUAAUGCCAUUGCUGUUUAUUGGAAUCCAUUAGAAUCUUCAGCAAAGAUAAACGUCGCAGUACAGUGUUUAAGCACGGAUUUUUCAAGUCAAAAAGGUGUAAAAGGAUUGCCGUUACAUGUCCAAGUGGACACAUAUGAAGAACCACCUUCACAUUCUCAUUCAUACACGCCACCUUCUCAUCGUGGUUACUGUCAAAUAAAAGUUUUUUGUGAUAAGGGUGCCGAAAGAAAGACACGCGACGAAGAGAGAAGAGCAGCCAAGCGUAAAAUGACUGCUACAGGCAGGAAAAAGCUUGAUGAAUUGUAUCACUCUGUUACUGAACGCAGUGAAUUUUAUUCAAUGGCUGAUCUUCAUAAACCACCGGUAUUAUUUUCACCACCCGCUGAGCACGCACUUGACAAGCAGUUUUCAACAAUGGAAUUAUCAGGGUUUUACGGGGCGGGAAAUGGCGGUGGUGACACAGACACCUCAUCGCUCAGCAACGGUGAGGGCGGAAUGAAAACAGGAACCAGUAGUCCGUACCCAGGAUGCGGAAGACCCAGUCUUCCAGCUUUAAAAUUUCACAAUCACUUUCCUCCAGACAAUCUCGCCGGAAUCCACGACAAAAAAGACUCGCUGCUGAUGCAAGUCCAGGAAUUGCAAGGCACCGUUCUUCAAGGAGUUCCUCCAGGUGCUUUGACCUCCACUGCAGGAACUCUCGUCUCCAGUGUCAGUAAUCGUCUGCAUCUACAGCAUCAGACUCAGCAAUCUCACCUCCGUGGAAACGAUUCUGAAGAACGGGUCAUGCUUUAUGUCAGACAGGAAUCUGAAGAUGUCUACACGCCGCUACAUGUCACGCCUCCUACCGUCCAAGGACUCCUCAAUGCUAUUGAAUCAAAGUACAAAAUUGCAUCCUCGAGUAUUAAUAAUCUGUAUCGAAAAAACGCAAAGGGAAUCACGGCGAAAAUUGACGAUGAGAUGAUCCGCCAUUACGUCGACGAAGACUUAUUCCUAUUGGAAGUGAGUCAUUCAACGACACCGGCAAACCCGGAAUGUAAUCAAAGCAAUCCAGGGUCACCUGGGGAUCCAGAUGACCCCAACGACUCGUCGUCAAUAGGUUACGAUGUUACGCUAAUUAAAUUGCAAACACAAUUAACGCCCCCGCCUCCGUCAUUAUCAUCAUCAACUUCACCCGCGACUGUAAAUUCUCAUAUUCACGGCCACGUUCACGAGGUCACGAAUUCGUGA